AUGUGUUUUUCUUUGCAAUCUUCUGUAGCGUUCAUUCAUUGGUCCCAUUCCUUGAAUCUCCGAUCUUCAAUUUGUGCAACAAACAAAGUGUGCACGACCACGAUGACCAAGCGAACGAUUUCGACAACCAUGGCAGGUUUCGUCGCCCCAUCCAUGCUGUCUGUGAUACCACGCUGCACCCGUGCACACACAACAUUUCGUGGUCUCAGAAUUUCACGUCGCUCUUAUAGAACCUCCUUCAGUGUGUCACCUACGCCACCACUCUCCGUCUUAUCCAUGGUAACGACAGAAAAGAAGAUAGGUGGCAAAAAAGAAUCGCAAGCCAAAGGAAAGAGUGGGAAGAGGGUUAAGAAGGGCUCCUCUUCUCCCGGACUUCUCAGGGCACUAGAGAAGUACGAACCAGUCAUUGGCAUUGAGUUUCAUGUCCAGCUAGCCACCAAGACGAAAGCUUAUUGCAGCUGCUCCACGAAAACCCCUCGCACACCCAAUGUCAACGUUUGUCCAGUUUGCAUGGGGCAUCCAGGUGCACUCCCGGUUGUGAAUUCGAAGGUGGUUGAACUUGCUGCGAAGGCUGGAAUGGCUCUAGGAUGCGAUAUUUCCAGUUAUUCUCGGUACGAUCGCAAAAACUACUAUUACGUCGAUACCGCCAAAAACUAUCAGAUUACGCAAGACUUGUUUCCGAUAGCAACGAAAGGCUCAGUCCAGCUUCCAAAUUCCGGAGGAGUCAUCGGCGUCACUCGCCUACAUAUGGAAGAAGACUCGGCCAAGAUGUCACAUGAAGGAGCCGAUGCGUCUGGGAGACUCACUGACUCUACCCAUUCCCUGGUCGAUUUCAAUCGUAGCGGCAUUCCUCUCGUUGAAAUCGUCAGCGAACCUGAUAUUCGAAGUGGCUUGGAAGCCGCCGAGUAUGGACAGGAAGUCCAGCGCAUUCUUCGCUAUGUUGGGACGAGCAAUUGCAACAUGCAAGAUGGUAGUAUGAGAUGUGACGUCAAUGUAUCCCUUCGUCUCAAGGGCACAAAAAAGUUUGGAACGAAAAUUGAGCUCAAGAAUCUCAAUUCGUUUUCCGCAGCCCAUAAAUCAAUAGACUUUGAGAUUGAACGACAAGCUGAAAUUCUUGACAGAGGGGAAACGCUGCAAAUGGAGACAAGAACGUGGGAUGAGAAAACCAAUGAGACCCGGACAAUGCGAGUCAAGGAAGGCGCAGCAGACUACAGAUACUUCCCAGAGCCAGAUAUUCCACCCUUGAACCUGAGCGACUCGCAACUACAAACUUGGCGAGAUACUUUGCCUGAGCUUCCCAACGAGAAGAGAGUGAAAUAUCAGGAAGAAUUCGGACUGUCUGGGUACGACGCUUUCUUACUCUCUGACGACACACAGGUUGCGAAAUAUUUCGAGGAUUCGAUUGCAGCUGGAGCAAAGCCGAAGCAAGCGGCCAAUUUGAUCAUGGGCGACAUUACAAAAGUCUUGAAGUCUGAAAAAAUAGGAAUCAAGCUUUGUAAGCUUACGGCUGAAGGUCUUGCUGAAAUGAUUGGCAUGAUUGACGGCGGUGUCAUCAGUAACAAGAUCGCCAAGGACCUUGUACCGGAACUUGUCAUCAAAGGAGGCAAUCCUGCGCAAAUCGUUGAAGAAAGAGAUCUCAAACUAAUAUCCGAUCCGGAUGUUAUAAGAAAAAUCAUCGAAGGCGUAGUUGAUGCAAAUCCAAAAGAGUUAGAGUCUUAUAAGCAGGGGAAAACAAGGCUCCUCGGCUUCUUUGUCGGAAAGACACUGUCUGCUUCUGGCAGCAAAGCAGACCCUACGACUACCAACAAAAUCCUGAAGGAGAUUCUGGAUUCAUGA
This is a messenger RNA of Chondrus crispus (carragheen), 1836 nucleotides long. RefSeq lists its product as hypothetical. Lineage: Eukaryota; Rhodophyta; Florideophyceae; Gigartinales; Gigartinaceae. Gene Ontology annotation, molecular function: glutaminyl-tRNA synthase (glutamine-hydrolyzing) activity. The transcript has 4 exons. Gene Ontology annotation, biological process: glutaminyl-tRNAGln biosynthesis via transamidation; mitochondrial translation. The coding region runs from base 1 to 1836 and encodes 611 amino acids. The record is from RefSeq and is a predicted model, not a curated record.